This is a messenger RNA of Musca vetustissima, 3425 nucleotides long. RefSeq lists its product as uncharacterized. Lineage: Eukaryota; Metazoa; Arthropoda; Insecta; Diptera; Muscidae. Gene Ontology annotation, biological process: regulation of transcription by RNA polymerase II. The transcript is spliced from 7 exons. Bases 1 to 3408 code for a protein of 1135 amino acids. Gene Ontology annotation, cellular component: nucleus. The record is from RefSeq and is a predicted model, not a curated record.
AUGGAGACCCCCUUCCCAUCCGCCACCCGGGAAGACGCGCCUAGUGGGAGAUUGAUAUAUUUUUCACAUCCUCAUGUGCAUUCCAAAUUACGAAAUGGUAGUACAAAGGGAGGCCGUGGAAAUUCAAGAUCUUCAACUUCUACAGAAAAGAACGGAGGAGGUUCCUCUGUUUCAUCCGGCAAUGGAGGCUCUACACCCAGCACGUCGCCAACAGCAUUUUUACCACCUCGUGGAGAGAAGCGAAAAUCAAAAGAUGAGCCGGCAUCACCUUUAAAUACUGAUAAUGAAACGUUGGCUACACCAAUGGUGAAUGCAAGUGGUAUUCCAAUUUCUCUUACUGGAGGAGGAUUAGCAAAUCAACCACAAAGUUUGAUAAACCCGGUAACUGGUCUUAAUGUCCAAAUAAAUACAAAAAAAUGCAAGAAUACAACGCCAUGUGCUAUAUCACCUAUAUUAUUGGAAUGCCCUGAGCAGGAUUGCAGCAAAAAGUAUAAGCAUGCUAAUGGUUUACGUUAUCACCAAUCGCAUGCCCACGGAAGUAUUUCAAUGGUCGACGAUGAUUCCAUGGCAGAUAUUGACGAUUCUAACAUAACCCCUAUUCCCAGCCCAGUAUGCAUAGCAUCAGCUCCAACAGAUUCUGAAGUCGUAGAAAAUGUAUCGUCAAUAAUAAUACCGCAAACGUCAACACUUAACAUUUCAGAUCCCUCAAAAUUGUCGCAGAGAAAAUCGAGCGACCAAGAAACCGAGUCGUCCCCGUCGGUCCUUUUGGAAAAUGCUAUCGAAGCCGAGAGUGAAAUAAUAUCUACCGUCAGUGAUGACAUUAUACAAAAUGAUCCUGCUCUAUCUAAGUGCCCAAAAGUACUUAAUGUUUCUAAUAAUACCCCUGAAUUGGCUUCUCCUUGUCAGCCAGUAAAUGUUUCUGACAACGAUGUUGACUUAAAUGUGAUUUCGAAAGUAGAACAUUCUUGUGAAGAUGGUUCUGAGCACAACCAAAGUGAAAACUUAGGAGUAUUGCGAUACGGACAGCCAGAUUCUGCAGACAGUGCCCCAAACAUUGCGUCUAUAGAAAACGAAGACACCUUAAGCCAAGCUCGGCAAGAUGAGUUUACAGCUGAACAGGGAAAGUCGAGGCCUGUGUCAAAUCCUUUGUGUAAAGACAAUUGUAGUGUGCAACAACAAAUAGAAAAGAACGAUACAGUGGGUGUUAGUAACGAAAUAUCUGCUACUAAUUCUAAGGAAAAUAACACAUCUUCCAAGUCACCUGUUAUUGCCAAACAAAAAAAACCUAGGAAGUCUCCUGGUCUUGGUGAGUUUGAUGUUGAUGGGUUCAGCACGUGUAAUAUGCCUUCACGCGAAGAGGUCCAAAGUCCCGCUUACAGUGACAUAUCCGAUGAUUCUACUCCUGUAAACGAACAUCAGAUUCCUGAGAAAGCUCUUCCACAAAAAACAUCUGACAUGGCAAAAAAAUCUCCUGAAAUUAUUUUAUCUUCGGGAGCUGGUUGUUCCUCUAAUAUUCAAACUGCAGUCACAUCAUCUCUAAGUGGAUAUGGUGUUUAUCAAUUUUAUCAACAGCAGCAGUUCUUGGGACAACCACCAAUUGAACAGCAGUCCAAUAAAAAUAGUAUAUCAGGAAGUGCCAUUCAUCAGUCACUCUCUGUGUCUUGUCCAGCACAGCAGUCACCUAAUAACAUUGACAUUAACAGAAAAGAUCCUGCCUUGGAUUUAAUAACAAAACCAACAUCUGCAACUUUACAUGAUUCAAGCACUUCGUCACAUGAUAUUAAGGAUGCAAGUCAAAUUCAGUCUUCUACAGCACCGAAUCAAGUUCCAACCAGUUUGCCAUUAGCGUCGAGUACUAUAAAUUCUGCCCCAAAACCUGUUUCACAUUUUUAUUCAUUUAACUACAUGUCACCUGGCUAUCCCUUUAAUGUCGAUCAGAACUAUGGCCCCAUUUCUAUUGGGUCUGAAGAUGGCAAAAGUAACCGACACGCCGGUAUAUUAAGUCCAACUGAUCAACAGAAUUCUAUUAUAUUCAAAGAUGAUAAAGGGAAGGAAAUGAACAGUCCGAAUGAAAAUAUUAAAACCUUUCAACAACAGAAUACCCCAAACAAGGGUCUAAAAACGGAAGGAACUCCAAAAACGGAAAAUUUGAAGAUGGAUCCAGCAACAUCCAGUUCAACACAAAUUUCGCAGAUACCUUUGCAUAAUAAAGAUUUGCAAGGUAUGGGAUCCUACUCGAAUAUAUACCAAAGGCAUCCAAUGACACUAAAUGCUCAGCAGAUGUCACGCGAAGAGGAAUUAAGAAGAUAUUAUAUAUUUUCCGAUCAACAACGUCGACAGAAUAAUACAGCGCCUAGUAUUAAUAUGAAUACUCAAAACUUAGGAUGUGGUAGCCAAAGCAAUCUCUCACAAUGUAAGGAUGACCCUUCAUCUGCUCAAGUAAGCACCGCUUCACAGCAACAGCAGAUAAAAAUUAAGCAGAAUAUGCCGAACAGUGUGGGUACCAAUGCUAACAAACAUAUGCCAGGUGCAAAAGAAUCUCCCCCAAAACAAAAACAAGAUGACGAUGUAAAAAUUAUAAAACAGGAGGGACAAAAACCAACAAUGGAAACUCAAGGCCCACCGCCCCCUCCGACAUCGCAGUACUUUUUGCAUCCAUCGUACAUGGCUCCCACACCAUUCGGAUUUGAUCCGAAUCAUCCUAUGUAUAGAAAUGUUUUGAUGCCCCCAACUUCGCCAUAUAAUGCAACUCCUUAUCAUUUACCAAUACCCCGAUAUCAUGCACCAGAAGACCUGUCCAGAAACACUGGAGCUAAAGCUUUAGACGUUCUCCAUCAUGCUGCCAGCCAAUACUAUACUACACACAAAAUUCACGAGCUCAGUGAGAGAGCUUUAAAGUCGCCUAAUAAUGUCAAUACUAGUAAUGGAACAAACACGGUAAAAUGUAGUGUUUCUAGUCCAAGCAUUGGUUCAACACAGCAUUCUACUAUAAACGCGAAUACAAGUGGACAUCAUUCUAAUACAGCUCAAUCAACUUCUUCAUCACAAUUACCACACAAUUUAUCACAGACAAUAACACCCACUUCAAAUAAAGUUGAUAUUUCGGGACAAAAAUCUCAAGGUAGUGGGCCUAGUAUGGGAAAUAUUCAACACAGCGAUUCACAGAAAUCUCAGCCAAACAACAAUUCUACAGUUGUAUCAAGCAGCACAAUUGUCAAUGCUACCGGUAGUGGCGGUCCUGAUUCUCGUAGUCCACCUCCUCAAAGGCAUGUUCAUACCCAUCAUCAUACACAUGUAGGUCUUGGAUAUCCAAUGUAUCCGGCACCUUAUGGGGCUGCUGUACUUGCCAGUCAACAGGCUGCUGCUGUAGCUGUGAUAAAUCCUUUUCCACCAGGACCAACCAAGUAAACGCAGAACGGAAAUUU